AUGGGUGGGAUUGAAAUCAGAGAAUUUCUGGAUCCCAGAAGGUUUGGGUUGGAAGGGACCUUAAAGCUGAUCCUGCUGCAGUGCCCUGGCCCUGGGCAGGGAAUCAUGGCCCAGCAUCCCAGGAUCCAGGAUGGAUUCAGGGUUUGGAUCCAGGAUGGAUUCAGGGUUUGGAUCCAGGAGGGAUUCAGGGUUUGGAUCCAGGAUGGAUUCAGGGUUUGGAUCCAGGAUGGAUUCAGGGUUUGGAUCCAGGAGGGAUUCAGGGUUUGGAUCCAGGGGAUGGAUUCAGGGUUUGGAUCCAGGGUUUGGAUCCAGGGUUUGGAUCCAGGAUGGAUUCAGGGUUUGGAUCCAGGGUGGAUUCAGGGUUUGGAUCCAGGGUUUGGAUCCAGGAUGGAUCCAGGGUUUAGAUCCAGGGUUUGGAUCCAGGGUUUGGAUCCAGGAUGGAUCCAGGGUUUGGAUCCAGGAUGGAUUCAGGGUUUGGAUCCAGGAUGGAUCCAGGGUUUGGAUCCAGGAUGGAUUCAGGGUUUGGAUCCAGGGUGGAUUCAGGGUUUGGAUCCAGGAUGGAUUCAGGGUUUGGAUCCAGGAGGGAUUCAGGGUUUGGAUCCAGGAUGGAUCCAGGGUUUGGAUCCAGGAUGGAUUCAGGGUUUGGAUCCAGGAUGGAUCCAGGGUUUGGAUCCAGGGUUUGGAUCCAGGAUGGAUUCAGGGUUUGGAUCCAGGAUGGAUCCAGGGUUUGGAUCCAGGGUUUGGAUCCAGGAUGGAUUCAGGGUUUGGAUCCAGGGUUUGGAUCCAGGAUGGAUUCAGGGUUUGGAUCCAGGAUGGAUCCAGGGUUUGGAUCCAGGGUUUGGAUCCAGGAUGGAUUCAGGGUUUGGAUCCAGGAUGGAUCCAGGGUUUGGAUCCAGGGCCUUGCAGCAGCCUGGGACAGGAUGAGCUCUGAGGUCCCUUCCAGCCCACAGCAGGCUGUGAUUCCAUCACUCCAUCGUUUCAAAUCUGGGCUCUUGUCCCCUGUUUGUGUCCUGGAGCAGUAGGGAGUAAAGGAGGAGCGUGGCCAGGAGGAACAGCACAUAAAAUAACGGGAUCAUGGUUCUGCCAUGAGGGAGUGGCCAGGUCCUGGAUCCAAACCAAGCCCAGAACAAAUAUUUCCCUUCUCCCCCUCCCUCCCAGAAGCCAGAGCUCCUGCUGCUAAGCAAUAAACAAAAUAUGGAAAUGUCAGAGACCCCUUUCUACAGGCUUUGAAAACAAUUUAGUGUCUCUCACCGUGUCAAGGAAAGUUUACCAAGUGUUUUCCAUGGUGGGAUGAAAGGCAGCAGCACCUCAUUACAGCCCUGGAAUUUUAGGAAAUCAAACUUCCUGCAGGAAGUUCUUGUGCAGUGGUGUCAGGGACCUUGCACUCCAGGACUUGUGGCACGAGGCAAAGCCAAACAAAGCUCCAGGCUGGGAACAAAGCUGUCCCUGUGGCUGUGGGCAGCACCCAGCCCUUCCCUUGGAGAAACCUCCCGUGGCACUGGGCUGGCUUGUCCUUUUCUGUUUCAGCUCUGGAGGGAGCUCCCAAAGCCCUGAACCUUCCCAGGAAGGAUCAAUCCCUGAGCCAGGCAGGGCAAUGGGGCUGAGGGAUGCUCUGUGUGAGCCCCAGCCACCAUCAAAGCCCUGCUCAGUGCCCCCUCCCUGCUCCCAGGGGACAAGGGACAAGAGGAAGCCACAGAAUCUCAGUCAGUGCCUCAGUGUGGCUCAUCCUUUUCCCACCUUUGCCCAAAAUUCUCCACAGACACAGUGGAGAGUCCAGCCCCAGUGUGGUCCUGCUCCUGGAUCAGCACUGGCCAUGCUCAGCUUGCCAUGGAUGUCACUUCAUUCCCACUGGGACAUCUCAAACCAAAGCUGGGAUCAUCACUAGACCUUGCUCUGAGGUGUGUGUAGGAUCUGGGAUCCCGACUGUGCCUUCAGAUGGAGUUUUUCUACAAAAGAAGAAAUUAGACUGCAGGAAAAAGCAUCUUAGUUCCUAAGCAGUGUUAAAAGUGCAUGGAAAUAGAAACUGAUGCCACAGAUCAUUAAAAUGUAUUAAUCAGAAUAAAAACCUGACUGCC
Molecule: messenger RNA, 2075 nt
Organism: Catharus ustulatus (Swainson's thrush)
Lineage: Eukaryota; Metazoa; Chordata; Aves; Passeriformes; Turdidae
Exons: 3
Coding region: 1-924 (307 amino acids)
Source: RefSeq, a predicted model, not a curated record